Molecule: messenger RNA, 1040 nt
Organism: Cyprinodon variegatus (sheepshead minnow)
Lineage: Eukaryota; Metazoa; Chordata; Actinopteri; Cyprinodontiformes; Cyprinodontidae
Gene: ap4s1
Product: adaptor related protein complex 4 sigma 1 subunit
Exons: 4
Coding region: 109-387 (92 amino acids)
Biological process (GO): protein transport; vesicle-mediated transport
Cellular component (GO): intracellular membrane-bounded organelle
Source: RefSeq, a predicted model, not a curated record
UCCAGUCCACUGGGUGGCAGUACUGCACCUGUCAGCUGCGCUGUUGUCUAUGGGGGAAACUGAGCAGCACUGUGCUGUGAAUGUGGUUGUUCUGCCGACGACAACAGGAUGAUCAAGUUUGUGCUGAUGGUGAACCAGCAGGGUCAGACCAGACUGUCCAAGUAUUACGAGCCGGUGGAGCUGAGCAGGAGAGCAGCGCUGGAGGCGGUGGCUGUUCGCUGCUGCCUGAGCCGCAGCAAACAUCAGAGUGAACUGGAUAUCAUGUUUAACCUGGACUCUGUUCACAUCAUCCUGGACGAGAUGAUUCAGAACGGCCGCAUCGUUGAAACAAACAAGUGCCGCAUCCUCGCUCCUCUCACCGCCAUCGACAAGAUGGCCGAUGGCUGAUGCAGGCAGGAAGCGACGUCACGGACCAUCAGUGGUGUUUGUGGAGGAAAACAGCUGGGAAGUCGAUGUGUGACGUGUUUAUCUGUGGCGUCACCAUUUCAGCCUCCACACGGGAACUCCGAACUGUAAAAACUGAUGACAGUCUGUGUCGGCUAACAGGCGCUGCAGUGUUGCAGCGGAACGGGGUGCCGUCCUCCGCUCCUGCAGGGGGAAGGCGUGUCCCUGCUCUACAGAAGGAAUCGUUCAUCACAGAUCCUCCACCAAGCUUCACGGUUGGCUCGGCCGCUUGUCCACAUUUUCAUUCACAUCAAACCUCCUGGAGAGCAACAUGUUCUUCCUGAUUCCACCAGCAAUUCCCAGCCUGGAAAAGUCUGCAGGGGUUAAAUUCGGUUUCUAGGAUGGAUCGAAGCAUCAAUCUGCUGAUUGCUGCCUGAACUGCCCAACAAAAAUAACAACGGAAAGUCUCUGAUAUUUAAUAUAAAACCACCAUUCAUAAAAAAAAAUACUGACAUUAAGCAAAUUUUGUUUAUCAUUCAAGUGAGUGGAUUCAUGCAAUGAUCUGUUUAUUCUUUAUAAAUCCUUCAUAAAUGUUAAAGCAGUCCAAACUCAACAUUUAAAUUGAUUCCAAAGCAACAAACAAUAAAUGUUUAAAA